Molecule: messenger RNA, 3064 nt
Organism: Asterias rubens (European starfish)
Lineage: Eukaryota; Metazoa; Echinodermata; Asteroidea; Forcipulatida; Asteriidae
Product: HBS1-like protein
Exons: 18
Coding region: 126-2309 (727 amino acids)
Biological process (GO): translation
Molecular function (GO): GTPase activity; GTP binding
Source: RefSeq, a predicted model, not a curated record
ACAAUGCAGCAGCCAAAAUGGACGUUGGACACGGUGUCUUGUUGUACAAUUCGCAGAUAAAUUGGCGAAAAUAUGGCCUUUGCAUAGUUUUCUUCAGAAUGUAAGCUUGUAACGAACUUGUCAACAUGUCAAGACAUAGGAACGUGAGGGGGAUGGACUAUGGGGAUGAUUAUGAAGGCUAUGAUGAUGUUUAUGGUCACUCAGUGGAAGAAGAUUAUGGUGUCUCUCCAUCAACAGCUGAGCAGUUCAUUUUCCAUCGCAGCCUUCAGCAUCACCAGCUAGCAUCUUUUCUUGAAGAAGGGGAAGAGGAUUUACAACAAGCUGAGGGGGAUCAAACAAGAAGGGACUCUGACCAACCUCUGAACGACUCCAGGAACUUCAAGAAGCCAGAGCUCUCAGAUAUUGAAGAAGCUCAGCUUCAGUCAUGCUUGGAGGAAAUCCGCAAUGUAGUAGGAGAUGCCAUCCCUGAGCAUGUCUUAGUAGAGACUGCCCUGGCGCACAAAUUCAACUUUGAGAAAGCUCUGAAUGCCAUUCUUGAUCACCAAGAGAGUGGAGGAGGCCAACAGAAGAGCAACAACAACAUGGAGACUCAGACAGCAGCAGCACCACCCAGGCAGCAGCAGCCUCCGUCGACCAAACCCAAACGCCCCAUGCUGGGAGCCAACCCAGAAGACGACAAAGUGGCAGCCGUCACACCGGAGGUGGCCAAGAUGAGCUUCCCAUCCAAACAGGCCAAGAGAGGAUUUGAACUGGGAGCCGUCCCAAGUGGAGAUGUACGGAGAAAGAGUGCUUCACUAAGGCCUAAGCCAAUGUCAGAGUGUAUGGAUGACAUUUCGGAUUUGCAAGUCAGAAGUGAACACCAAGGAAAGCUUCCAACAGUUAUGAGUGCCCCGGAUCUGACGGCGAUGGUUGGGUCAACAUUUGCUCCUCCAGGGCUUCCUGUAAUCCCUCAGAGAAAAGAGUCCAGAACCUCCAAGAUAGGGACAAUAGACAUCUCUGCAGAAUAUAGGAAGAGGCAGGAGGGAAAACAGCUCAUCAACUUGGUUGUGAUUGGUCACGUAGAUGCCGGUAAAUCAACAUUAAUGGGUCAUCUCUUGUAUCUGAUUGGUCAGGUGAACCAGAGACAGAUGCACAAGUAUGAGCAAGAAUCCAAGAAACAAGGCAAGGCAUCAUUUGCAUAUGCCUGGGUGCUGGAUGAGACGGGUGAAGAAAGACAGAGGGGCAUUACGAUGGAUGUAGGUUUAACCAGUUUUGAGACUCCUAAUAGAACGGUGACCCUCCUCGACGCCCCCGGUCACAAAGACUUCAUCCCCAACAUGAUCACAGGAGCUGCACAGGCGGACGUAGCCAUCCUGGUCGUCGACGCCACAAGAGGAGAAUUUGAAACUGGAUUUGAUUCCGGUGGCCAGACAAGAGAACAUGCCCUCCUGGUCCGAUCGUUAGGGGUGACUCAGCUGGCUGUAGCCAUUAAUAAACUAGACACUGUGGGCUGGUCGGAGGUCAGGUUCAACGAGAUUGUAGGCAAGCUGGGACAUUUCUUGAAACAGGCUGGUUUUAAGGAUUCCGAUGUUCAGUUCAUUCCCUGCAGUGGGUUAACGGGUGAAAACCUCAAAGACAGAGCUAAAGAAUCUGCCCUGACUGCGUGGUACAAAGGACAGUCACUUAUGGAACGCAUAGACUGUCUGAAAGCUCCAAAGAGACCUGUUGACAAAUCUUAUCGGCAAUGUGUAUCGGAUGUAUUUAAAGGUAUGGGUGCUGGUAUCAGCAUAGCCGGUAAGAUAGAGUCUGGAGGGGUGCAGGUUGGCGAUAAAGUGGUUAUUAUGCCGGCUGCUGAACAUGGACAGGUCAGAGGUGUUUAUAUCCAUGAAGAAGAGACGAGGUGGGCAUGUGCAGGGGACCAUGCAACAGUAGUGGUAACCGGCAUAGAUCAAGUCAAUGUCAGUGUCGGUAGUGUCAUGUGUUGUCUGGAGCAGCCUAUCCCGGUGACGAGUCGUUUUAGAGCCAGGGUCAUCAUGUUCAACUUGGACGUACCGGUGACAAGGGGAUUCCCUGUGGUACUUCAUUACCAGGCUGAUAGUGAACCAGCCGUUGUUCGUAAACUCAUCAGUACUCUACACAAGAGUACCGGGGAAAUUCUGCAAAAGAGGCCAAAGUGUCUUACGAAGCAGAGUAAUGCCAUAAUAGAGAUAGAGACAAGCAGGCCUGUCUGCCUAGAACUGUAUAAAGACUACAAAGAUUUAGGACGAUUUAUGCUCAGAUACAGCGGCUCGACGAUUGGUGCUGGCGUUGUAAUUGAGAUCAAGAGCUAGUCAAACAGAAACUGAUGCAGUUGGCCACCUUCUUGUCCAGUAUACAUAACACCCCCUCUCUGAUAAUGGAAUUCCCCCUCUCCUUUUACGCUUCUGUUGAAAAAUGAGUAAACAAAAUCAAGAGGCAAACUUAUUUUUCUGUACUAGAAGACAAGAAGGUACAACCACCAUUUAGAAAUUUUAAUUCUUCCAAAUAUAUUUUCCCUUUCUUUUUAAAAAAUGAAAUUUUAAGAGAGGACUUUUUGUCAUAUGAUGUUUUUUUGUUCUUUCUUCUUCUUCCUCAAAAAAUGUAUUUUUUUCUCUUCCUGAAACAAAGUGAACAUAAUUUGUAUACAUUAUCCUGUAUCUUUGUGUUGUGACCAUAAGACAUUUGUAUUUUAGACAAAUCUUGAAUGUAGAAUUUCAGUUUUUCUUUUUAAAUGCAAAUCAAAUUUGCUGGUAAAUUAGAAAAAUGGGCUUUCCUUAUGGCUAUGUGAAUCUAAUUUGAGGCAAACAUUUUGUUUGAAAAUGUUUGGAGGCAGUUGCUCGAUAAUUGUUGGUAAAUCUGUUUAAUCAUCCAUAAUCCGAAGCUCUGAAAGGUUAAGAUCCCACUAAAAAAGAGUAAAAGGUUAAAAAGUAUAGAUAUCACUUUUAAUGUCAAAGACCAGUCUUCGUACUUCUGUGUAUCUAAACAUCUAAACAAAUAGCAAACCUGUGAAAAUUUGAGCUCAAUUGGUCAUCAAAGUUGCGAGAUAAUAUUGAAAGAAAAAAAUACU